GACAGAAGCAGCAAGCGAUGGGGAGAAAGAAGGGAUUGCCGGAGUUCGAAGAGACGGCGCCGGAUGGAUUCGAUCCGGCGAAUCCAUACAAGGAUCCGGUGGCGAUGGUGGAGAUGAGAGAGCAUAUCGUCCGUGAGAAGUGGAUCCAAAUCGAGAAGGCGAAGAUCAUGCGUGAGAAGGUGAAAUGGUGUUACCGCGUGGAAGGCGUUAACCAUUACCAGAAAUGCCGUCAUCUCGUCCAGCAGUAUCUCGACUCCACUCGCGGCGUCGGUUGGGGCAAAGACCACCGUCCUGUCUCCCUCCACGGUCCCAAGCCUGAGGCUGUUGAAGGUGAAUGAUGCAUUGCUGAGGUGACCGAGUUUACAUGAUGAAAUUGGUCGUUGGACUGUGCAGAUUUUCUCUUGUUUGUACUCUUUGUUAUUGUUGAAACAUGUCAGUCUUUGGACUGGCGGAUCCAAGGAAGGGUUUUAUAAUCUUCAGUUAUGUAUUGAAGAAACUACACUAAACAUUAGUCUUUCAUUAUGCUACCCAAAUAAGUCCAUUUCUUUAUGUUUCUCUUGGUUUUCGCUAGUUUUUCACUUUCUAGUCAAAAACUCCACCGUAAUUUCUUAGGAAAACUAUCUGGUCUUCAUUGUCUUAUUGAUCAGAUAUGAUUGAAAGCUAUUCUGAAUUCACGAAGUUAUCUUCAACACUACCAAAGAGCGUCCUCCUAGAUAAUGGAGUUCUCAAGUACCCUUCAACUUCAAAUUUCUUUGGAGAAAGCUCUCUGUAUUUCGCAAACUGUUACUUCCCGUCAGCGUUCUUGUCAACCACGACAGAAGUACGGUCUGAAAGGAUCCUCUUUUGUCAGCUGCUCGUAGGUCUUCAGUGUCACGUCUCUUAUUCCCCUCACCAAAUUCUCAGCUUCAGCUACAGCUAACGCAUCUUGCGGCAUUACAUCUCCUCCAGAGCGGUCCCUGACCAAAGAGAUUUAUGUGUAGAUAGUUGGCAACUAUUUUUAGGCAUCCAUCUUGUAAGGUUUGUUAAUAAAUGGUAAUACCAUAUAUUC
Eruca vesicaria subsp. sativa (arugula) is the source of this 1048-nucleotide messenger RNA. Lineage: Eukaryota; Viridiplantae; Streptophyta; Magnoliopsida; Brassicales; Brassicaceae. The record is from the annotation of a GenBank genome assembly.